ACUAAUUUUUCUUAAUCCUUUUUUCAGAAUCUUUACGCGAUUUUGAGAGUCAUAUUUUUCUUUUUUAAAAUGGGUUAGUCAUUUACGAAGGAAUAUCUUGAAAGUCACUGGAAGAAAAUGUCACACACGGAUUUUCCUGCUCCGUUUGAAGAUAAAUCUGCGAUGUAAAUCAUCGAAUGAUGGGGAACUACAAAUCCCGACCUACUUCCACGUGCGCUGAAAAGCUCAAGAAUAAGAUUUCUGAGAGUUAUGCGGUCGUCAGGUCCAAACUUAAAGAGGAGUCUCAAGAAAGUAACUUCUGGGUUUCUCUCGUCGAGGCUUGCUCGAAAGCUGACGAAGAUGUCCAAGGAAUACUGGGCGAAACAAACAAGCGGCUUUUCUCUGCUGUUCACAUAGCAAGCUAUAAAGGGGAUACUGGAGUUUUGGACAAACUUAUAAAGAACAGUGCCGACGUGCACCAGAAGGGCUAUCUGGGAACUUCUCCACUCCACAUAGCUGCAAUGUGCGGCCAUGCCGACAUUGUGUCUGCCUUAGUCGCCGCUGGAUCGGACGUGGAAGGCAGGGAUGAUAUUCAGUUCACUGCUCUUCACUUGGCUUGCUACUUCGGCCACGAACAGGUUGUCGAGUGUUUAUUGCGGUUGAACGUAGACGUUAACGCUUGUGGAGCAGUGAAUGACACCCCGUUGCAUUUGGCAUGCGGAAAGGGAUUCUUGCGGAUAAUUCAAUACCUUGUGGAGAAGUUUGCCGACGUGAACGUGAAGGACAACGAGGAGCACCGACCGAUUCAUUUCGCGUGCAGAGGUGGUCAUGUGCUUGCUUUGAACUACCUUCUGCAGCCUCAGUUUGAAGUUGAUGCAUGCUGUUCUAACAUAUAUGGUGACACUCCGUUGCACAUGGCAUCAUAUUGCGGAAAAUAUGAAGUGGCGAAAACGUUGCUCUCGGUGCCUGGACUUGCGGCAGUGUGUUUGCGAAAAGAAAACUUAUGGAGUGAAACACCAUUGCAUGCCGCUGCCACUUUUGGAAAAUCCGUGGAAUGUAUCGCAUUAUAUUUGGACCAACCAGUUGAAAUUUCGCCGAACAUUAAUUACCAAGGCUGUGAUGGACACACGGCUUUGCAUUCUGCUUGUUGGCAUGGGCACAUUGGUGUUGUUCAACUUCUGUUGGAUCGGGGAGCCGAUAUGAACCUGGUGGCGUGUUCUGAUCCUUCAGGAAACCGAAAGGAAGAACAAACAUGCUUGAUGUGGGCAUAUGAAAGAGGCCAUGAUGCGAUAGUUACUUUGCUGAAGCAUCACAAAACAAGACCACAAGACGAGUCUGCCAGAGGGGAUUAUACCCAACAAGAUGGAUCUUAUGUCUCCGUGCCUUCGCCUCUUGGUAAAAUUCGGUCGAUCACGAAGGAAAAGAUCGAUGUUUUGAAGCUGAGAAGUUCAUUGCCGUCUCAUUUCCAUUUGCAAUUGAGUGACAUGGAAUGCCUCGAAAGUAUCGGUUCGGGAAGCUUUGGCAAAGUCGUGAAGGGAAAAUACAAAGGACGUACAGUUGCGAUCAAACGUUACAAGGCCUCAUCAUUCUGUGCCAAAUCUGACGUGGACAUGUUCUGUCGAGAGGUGUCAAUUUUGGGAGCCUUGAACUCCCCGUACGUUAUAAAAUUUGUUGGAGCCUGUUUGGAUGACCCCAGCCAAUUUGCUAUCGUGACGGAGUACGUUUCUGGCGGUUCGUUGUUUGGUGUUCUUCAUGAGCAAAAGAGAGCUCUGGAUAUUAUGACGAAGUUGGACGUAGCUCUUGAUGUGGCGAGAGGAAUGAAUUAUUUGCAUAAUCUUCCGCAACCCAUUAUUCAUCGUGAUCUGAAUUCUCAUAAUAUUUUGUUACAUGAAAACGGCAGAGCCGUUGUUGCGGAUUUUGGUGAAAGUCGGUUUCUUAGGACGCUUUGGGAAGAUAACAUGACAAAGCAACCGGGGAAUCUCCGAUGGAUGGCUCCAGAAGUAUUUUCCCAAUGUACCAAGUAUAGUGUGAAAGCAGACAUGUUUAGUUAUGCCCUUUGUCUCUGGGAACUUUUGAGUGGGGAAUUGCCUUUCGCGCACUUGAAACCAGCAGCAGCUGCUGCUGAUAUGGCGUAUCGGAAUAAUCGGCCUCCUCUGGCUGUUACGUAUCCGGAAGAAAUAACCAGCUUGCUUCAGGAAGCUUGGCAUCGAAAUCCUGAGGAAAGGCCUAUUUUUAUUGAAGUAAUCAAGAGGCUAGAAGCAGCGAAACUCAGUCCCCGGGUGCAGAAUCUGACAAUUCCCGCAUCCGAUGGGAAAGUUGUCCUUGGCUCGGGUGCCACAGUUUCAGACAUCAUAACAUGCUUCUCUCAUCCGCACGUUUUUGGGCUGUCCACUACGUUCAACUCCGUCUUGAGCGGAGAACAGUGUGUAUCUUCGAGUUCACCUCCGAUGACGGGACACGUUAUGGCUUUGAGAACUCAUUGGGAACAAGAAGCAUUCAAAUUGAAUGCUAACGGCAACGCGAGUCGCUCUUCGCUGGAGGAACUCCGGCAUCAUUUAGACAAGAAUGGAUAUGUUUCCGAUGCCAUUAGCAUUUACCAGUCGAUUCUGGAGCAUCACUCUUCACCUCACGCAAGUCCUACGAAUGGUGCAGUUGAAUCGUCCACGGAAGCAGAUUGACUAUUCGCUACGAUUCAGGAUUCAUUUUAGUCCGCGGAGAGAAAAAAUUGCAGUCGUUGAUUAAUCGGCUGUACUGGUGAAUGCUCGCUAUUUUUUCUGAGAAUGUUAUUGCCAUGGACCGUGCUUCCCGAAAACUGUGUUCGGUGCGAACUGAUCAAAAAAGUUCUUGUAACGUGAAAAUAUUUUUGAAUGAGCUUUUUGCAACAUGAAAAAAACACCCCUGACGAAACGCGUCGAUCGCCCUACGAAGGAAAGUUCGGUUUUGUGUAACCUUGUCUUACCAGUUCCGUUGGUGCUCGUAGUGUAAUGUCGAUGACUUUCUGUUCCAGAGUUCAAAAAAUUAUUGUUCUG
This is a messenger RNA of Notodromas monacha, 3008 nucleotides long. The record is from the annotation of a GenBank genome assembly. Lineage: Eukaryota; Metazoa; Arthropoda; Ostracoda; Podocopida; Cyprididae.